GUUGUCAAUAAUGUAUACCAUAAUUGACCAAGCUCUGUAACAUUCUUGGCCAUUACAUAAAGCUUCACCUUAUGCACCAAGUACAUUUUCAAAUUCAGUACGCAAGUUCAAUGGAUUCUUCACGAAUUUCCCUCCGUCCAUUCAAGCUCUCUGACGUUGAUGACUUCCUGAAAUGGGCUAGCGAUGACAGAGUAACGCGCUAUCUUAGAUGGAACAUCACCUCCAGGGAAGAAGCAUUGACAUACCUUGAGAAGGUUGCCAUACCCCACCCUUGGCGUCGAUCAAUAUGUUUGGAUGACCGUUCGAUUGGCUACAUUUCCAUCCGGCCAGAAUCCAGGGACAACCGAUGCAGAGCGCACAUUGGCUAUGCUCUGGCAAAGGAUUACUGGGGGCAAGGCAUAGUCACAAUAGCAUUGAAGAUGGCAAUCUCUGGAGUUUUCACAGAAUUUCCAGAUUUGGUGAGGGUUGAAGCUUUGGUAGAGGUAGAAAAUAAGGGGUCUCAAAGGGUGCUAGAAAAGGUUGGGUUUCUGAGAGAAGGGUUGUUAAGAAAGUAUGGAUUUUGCAAAGGAGAAAUUAGAGACAUGUUUAUGUAUAGCUUCCUAAUAACUGAUAAUAUGUUGUGA
Molecule: messenger RNA, 623 nt
Organism: Corylus avellana
Lineage: Eukaryota; Viridiplantae; Streptophyta; Magnoliopsida; Fagales; Betulaceae
Source: RefSeq, a predicted model, not a curated record